Molecule: messenger RNA, 3246 nt
Organism: Lathyrus sativus (Indian pea)
Lineage: Eukaryota; Viridiplantae; Streptophyta; Magnoliopsida; Fabales; Fabaceae
Source: the annotation of a GenBank genome assembly
AUGCGCGUUAUCAGUAUAUUUUUCUUUUCUCUCUUAUUCACGUUGACAUUGAAAGCUAGAGCAACAAACACAAAUUCUUCAUAUCCAUCAACAUUCCAACCUUUUCAUGUUCCUCAAACUCAAAAACAUGAUAUCUUCAUUAGCUUUCGUGGUACAGAUAUUCGCCACGGUUUUCUUGCCAAUUUGGUUGAAGCUUUGUGUCAAAAGAAAAUAACUUUCUUCAUAGACAAUAAGCUUAUAAAAGGAGAUGAAAUAGCAGAAUCCCUUGUUCAAGCAAUUGAAAUAGCUUCGAUUUCUUUGGUUAUAUUCUCUGAAAACUAUGCUUCUUCAUCAUGGUGUUUGGAUGAGCUAGUCAAAAUUGUGGAGUGUAGAGAGAAGAAAGGACAGGUUUUGUUGCCUGUUUUCUACAAGGUUGACCCCAGAAUUGUGAGGCACCAAAAUGGAAGUUAUGGAAGUGAUUUUGAUGAACAUGACAUGAAAUAUAGUUCGAGCAAGGUACAACGCUGGAGAUAUGCUUUGAAGAAAGCAGCAGAUGUCAAUGGCUUUCAUUCAUCAAACUAUUUGAAUGACGCAGAGCUUAUUAAAGAAAUAGUUAAAAAUGUGUUGAAGAGGUUGGAUCAAGUGCGUCAAUUUAGCUCAAAACACCUUGUUGGGAUUGGUAAACAAAUUUCACAACUGGAAUCAUUGUUACAACUAGAUUCACAAGAUGUUCGUGUGAUUGGAAUAUGGGGGAUGAAUGGUAUAGGUAAAACCACUAUUGCAGAGGUGAUGUAUGACACGCUAUCUUCUGAGUAUGAAGGUUCUUACUUCAAGGCUGAGGUAAGAAAAGAAUGGAGAACACAUGGACAUUUGUAUUUAAAGAAAGAUCUUUAUUCUACUUUACUUGGGGAACAAGAUUUGAAAAUUGAUACGCAACAUGGAUUGCCCUAUUUUGUCGAGAGGAGGCUUCGUCGUAUGAAGGUUCUUGUUGUUCUUGAUGCUGUCAAUGAUCCACAGCAACUAGAAAUUUUGAUCGGAAACCUUGAUUGGUUUGGUAAAGGUAGUAGAAUCAUCGUAACAACCGAUGACAAGCAAGUCCUUGCCAAGAUGGUUGCUGGUAAGGAUAUAUAUGAGGUUAAGGCAUUAAACUCUGAUGACUCUCUUAGCCUUUUCAAUUUGCAUGCUUUUGAACAAAACCAAACAUAUGAAAUGGAGUACUAUGAUUUGUCCAAGAAGAUUGUCAGGUAUGCCAAUGGAAUUCCACUUGUUCUUAGACUUUUUGGUCUACAUCUUCAUGGACAAGACAAAAGUAUUUGGAAAAGCAAACUGAAGAAGCUUAAAAAAGCUCCGGUUAAAAAAGUUCAUGAUAUCAUUAAACUGAAUUACAAUGAUCUAGAUCGUCACGAGCAGAUGAUGCUUUUAGACAUUGCGUGUUUUUUAGAAGGAUUGCAUCUCAAAGUUGACGACAUAACUCUGUUGUUAAAUGAUCAGGGUGAUUCAAUGGGUUUUAAGUUAGAAAGACUGAAACGUAAAGCUCUUAUAACUAUUUCUCCAGAUGAUGUUGUAUCCAUGCACAACAUUAUACGAGAAACAGCUUGGGAAAUUGUUCGCGAAGAAUCCAAUAAUGAUCCUGGACAUCAAAGUCACUUACUUGAUCCUUCUGACAUUUAUGAAGUACUUGAAAAUAACAAGGGGAGUAAGGCUAUUAGAAGCAUAGCUACCGACUUGUCGAUAAUAAAGGAUCUGAAGUUAAAUCCCGAAGUGUUUUCUAAGAUGAACAAACUACGAUAUCUGGAUAUUUAUAGUAAAGGUGACUAUUACACGUUUCGUCAAUUUCCGCAGAAAUUGUAUCUUCCUCAAGGGCUUGAAUCUUUGCCAAAUGAACUCAAAUACCUUCGCUGGGCAUAUUACCCUUUGGAGUCCUUACCAUCCGAGUUUACUGCGGAGAAUCUUGUUGUGUUAAACUUGCAGUGCAGCAAAGUGAAAAAACUUUGGCAGGAAGAGAAGGAUGUUGUGAAUUUAAAGGAACUAAUACUGACUUUAUCUUCAAACCUGGUGGAGCUUCCAGACUUGUCGAGGGCUAAAAAUCUUGCAACGGUUGAUCUUCGCUCGUGUGUACAGCUGACUAGUAUACAUCCGUCUGUGUUUUCUCUCAACAAGCUUGAGAAAUUGGAUCUAGGUGGAUGUUUUUCCCUCACAAGUCUCAAAAGCAACAUCCAUUUAAGUUCCCUUCGUUAUCUAUCCCUUGCCGGUUGCAUUGCACUAGAGGAGUUCUCAGUAACCUCAAAGGAAAUGGUAUAUUUAAAUCUAGAAUUCACAGGUAUCAGAAAACUACCAUCAUCAAUUGGACUCCAAAAGAAACUUAAAAAGUUGCUUCUUUCACACAUUAACAUUGAGAACUUGCCCAAAAGCAUCAGGCAUCUUUCUAUGCUGAGACAUCUUGAAUUACGAAAUUGUUGGAACCUUCAAAGUCUACCGAGGCUUCCGUUAUCACUGGUAACUCUAGAUGCCAGUGGUUGUGUAUCAUUGGAGAAUGUAACUUUCCCUUCAACUUCUCUUCAAAUAUUAAAGGAAAACAAGACAAGGGUUGCCUUCUGGAAUUGCUUGAAACUGGAUCAACAUUCUCUGAAAGAAAUAGAAUUGAAUGCACAGAUUAACAUGAUGAAACUUGCACACAAGCAAAUAUCUGCAUCUAGUGAUGAUCAUGAUUAUGAUGCUCAAGGCACAUAUGUGUAUCCAGGAAGCAGUGUUCCAAAAUGGCUGGUGUAUAGGACAAAAAGUGAUUCCAUGACUAUUGAUCUCUCUUUUGUGAAUCAUUUCUCUGAUCAACUGGCCUUUAUUUUUUGCUUCAUUGUGCCACAAAUUGAAUCAAAGGGUUUCAUUUUGAGAUUUAAUAUUAGAGUUGAUGGUGAAGAUGAAAAUAUUCAAGUAUACUUGGAUAGACCUGGUCUUGGAAUUAAGUCAAAUCAUGUGUAUCUAAUGUAUGACCAAGGUUUGUCUCGCUAUCUAAAUAGUCUGAUGAAAUAUCAGUCAAAGUUCAGAAUUAAGGUUACGCUGGAAUCACGAACACCGAUAUCAGGGCACAUGCGUGCAAUGUUGUUGAGAGGAAUAGGGGUCAGCCCAAUAAACAGCUCACAAUAUCUCAACUUCAUUCAACACAUGGAAAUUAUUGAUGAAGGUACAACUUAUUUACCACGUGGGGUAAUUUAUAUGCUUUUCACAGUUUACAUAGGGUUACUUAUAAAGAUAAUUUUUCAAUGGUUUUAG